AUGAGUAAGUCCUUAGACCAUGCUUCGCAUAAAUUGAGCAAGCCUAUUAUUAGAAUCUAUCCAGAUGAGGAAUUGCAAAUUGUCCUGAGCAUGCUUUAUUAUAAACCUACUGGUUACCAUUCCAAUGCAAAAGCUUUAAGAAACGCAUGUAAAAAAGAAGGAUAUAAUUUCCCGUAUAAAAAAGUUCGUGAAUGGUUGCAUAAUCAGAAUGAAUGGCAAAAAUACGCUCCAUCACCAAAAAAUACUCCACGGGUGAGUUAUGGAAAAAUUUCACGUCCAAACUGCGUACAUAUGUGUGAUUUGUUACGCCUUACAAAUGAUACUGUCAAUAAAAAGACAUAUAAAUGGGCACUUACCCUCAUAGACGUCGGAUCUCGUUUUAAAUGGGCUGUUCCAUUGACAUCGAAGAACAGUUCAGAAGUCGCCAAAGCAUUUAAGAAAAUCUAUGAUAAUUCGAACAUUCCUCUUACCUGGCCUGAUUUAUUACAAUGCGAUGGUGGUAGAGAAUUUAUGGGUGCAACUUCAAAAAUAAUGGAAGCGCAUAAAGUUACAAUCCGGGUUAUAGGCCCGUAUUCUCAUCGAGGUCUUGCAAUCGUAGACAGAUUUUGUAAGACAUUAGCAGAGAUGCUGUACAAAGUUCAAUCCGCCGUUGAAACUAUAUCCGGGAAUCCUAAAUUAAUAAGGGCAUAG
This is a messenger RNA of Paraglomus brasilianum, 690 nucleotides long. Lineage: Eukaryota; Fungi; Glomeromycota; Glomeromycetes; Paraglomerales; Paraglomeraceae. The record is from the annotation of a GenBank genome assembly.